Phragmites australis (common reed) is the source of this 2091-nucleotide messenger RNA. RefSeq names its product F-box/kelch-repeat protein SKIP11-like. The transcript has 2 exons. The record is from RefSeq and is a predicted model, not a curated record. Lineage: Eukaryota; Viridiplantae; Streptophyta; Magnoliopsida; Poales; Poaceae. Bases 364 to 1683 code for a protein of 439 amino acids. Gene Ontology annotation, molecular function: protein binding. Gene Ontology annotation, cellular component: nucleus.
AAAAUAAACUAUGAAAGUAGUGGGGGAAAAGUGAAGGGAAUAAAAAUAAGGAAAGGGAGAAGAAUCCCAAGUACACAUUUAGCUGCCUGCACACCGCACCGGCUCCGCAGAGGAGAGAGAGAGAGAGGCUCUGCGGCGGCAGGAGGGAAGCUGAAGCUGAAGCUGCGGCGGCAGGAGCCGCAGUAGAAGAAGGAGCCACCUACAUGUCUCUAUCUCCUAUCUGUCCAUCUAUUAUAUAUAUGCAGAUCAGAGCAAGAGAAGCGGUGUAAAUCUCGUGAAGAGGAGGAGGUAGGAUCGAGGCAGCUCCAGUCUUGGUGUUUCCUGUUCCUGCCGCAUCCGGUCCUCCCAAGAACAGUUGCGGGAAUGGAUCUCUGCAACAAGGGAGAGGACAUGUCGCUGCAAGGCGGGGACUCCUGCCUCGCGCCCCGCGCUUUGCGGGGCCGCUGCGAGCCGGAGUCGCAGUGGGCAGAGGGGCUCCUCGGCGGCGCUGGCCACAAGCGACACUCGCCGGAAGACUCCGAGGAGGAGGUCCAGGACCUGGACGAGGCCGACGGCUGCGGAGGUGGCAAGCGUAGCAAGCCGUCGUCCCCGCAGCCGCACACCCCUGAUAUCCGUGAGGCGCAUGCCCCCUGCCGCCGCCGUGCGGUGGUGGCCGGCGGUAGGGGUAACCUCAUAGGGGAAAUCGGCCGUGACCUGUCCAUCAACUGCCUCCUCCGGCUGUCCCGGUCGGAGUAUGGCUCAGUGGCUUUGUUGAGCCAGGAUUUCCGGUCUGUGGUGCGUGGAGGGGAGAUCUACCGGCUGCGGCGGCAGAAUAAUAUCUCUGAGCAUUGGGUGUAUUUCUCCUGCAAUGUUUUGGAGUGGGAUGCAUAUGACCCGUACCGUGAGCGCUGGAUCUCGGUGCCCAAGAUGCCGCCUGACGAGUGCUUCAUGUGCUCAGACAAGGAGUCGAUGGCUGUGGGCACCGAGCUGCUCGUGUUUGGGAUGGCACACAUUGUCUUCAGAUACAGCAUACUGACAAACUCUUGGACACGAGGCGAAGUGAUGAACUCGCCUCGGUGUCUGUUUGGGUCAGCAAGUGUCGGGGAGAAGGCAUAUGUUGCUGGCGGCACUGAUUCUCGUGGCAGGAUACUCAGCUCAGCAGAGCUAUACAACUCCGAAACACAUUCAUGGAUGCCCCUCCCUAGCAUGAAUAGGGCACGAAAGAAUUGCUCUGGGGUGUUCAUGGAUGGCAAGUUUUAUGUUAUAGGUGGCGUGACCAACAACAACAAGGUCUUGACCUGCGGUGAAGAGUAUGACGUACAGAGCCAGUCUUGGAAGGUGAUUGAGAACAUGUCUGAGGGUCUCAAUGGAGUGAGUGGUGCACCCCCACUUAUUGCAGUUGUGAAGAAUGAGCUGUACGCAGCUGAUUACAGCGAGAAGGAUGUGAAGAAGUACGAUAAGCAGAAUAAUAAAUGGAUCACACUUGGUAAAUUGCCAGAGCGAUCUGUGUCCAUGAAUGGCUGGGGUCUUGCAUUCAGGGCAUUUGGUGAGAGGCUGAUUGUCAUUGGUGGCCCAAGAACUUCCGUUGGGGGCACGAUUGAGCUCAACUCCUGGAUCCCGGAUGACAAGCCACCUGUGUGGAAUUUGAUUGCCAGACGGCAAUCCGGGAACUUUGUGUAUAAUUGUGCUGUGAUGGGCUGCUGAGUUCACUUGAUCAAGGGGUCAGCACAAUGAUGUUUACAAAGAGAGGUAUGCACCAAGGCAGGCCUGUUUAGCUUCAUCACUCAUUCUUCAUCAUGAGUUUCUGCCUUGGACCUGGUAGCUGAUUUAUUUGUCAUCAGCAGAGCAGCAGCAGGAUCUUGUAACCCUUGAGUUCAUACAUCUGUUUUCACCCCAGCUAAUCCAUUUCUUCAUUUACAUUUGGAUCAAUCUCGUGAUUUAGAAGAUGAUACCAUGCAAACAAAUGUCGUACCAAUAAUCUAGAAGCAUCAAAUUUCAGAGGCUUUUCAUCAUUGAUGAUGAUGAAGCAAGUUAUUUGAAUAGUAUUCAAUUGUCUAUGUCUGCAACAAAGAAGUGACCAUCAGUUUAUGCACGCAUUCCAAAUUUUUGAUC